Molecule: messenger RNA, 3095 nt
Organism: Sorex fumeus (smoky shrew)
Lineage: Eukaryota; Metazoa; Chordata; Mammalia; Eulipotyphla; Soricidae
Gene: SLC12A9
Product: solute carrier family 12 member 9
Exons: 14
Coding region: 181-2928 (915 amino acids)
Biological process (GO): chloride transmembrane transport; potassium ion import across plasma membrane; chloride ion homeostasis
Cellular component (GO): membrane
Molecular function (GO): potassium:chloride symporter activity
Source: RefSeq, a predicted model, not a curated record
GGAGGCAGGCUCCGGGCCUGGCAUCCCGGUAGCCGCCGCUGCCUUUUCCGGCACGCGCGCCCCCUUUUCGUCUAGCGGACCCCCCUGCUUCCCGAGCAUCACCCCCGAGCGGGGCCGCGUCCUCCGGGGGGCCCCCCGGGCCUCAGAACACAUUGGUGGGCGCCUCUUGUCCACUCCACCAUGGCCAGUGAGAACUCCCCUCUGCUGGCCUACCGGCUCCUGGGGGAAGAGGGUCUGGCCUUCCCUGCCAACGGGGCCGGGGGUCUGGGAGGGGCACCUGUCCGGAAGCUUUCCACUUUCCUGGGCGUGGUGGUACCCACCGUCCUGUCCAUGUUCAGCAUUGUCGUCUUCAUGAGGAUCGGGUUCGUGGUUGGCCACGCAGGCCUGCUGCAGGCUCUGGCCAUGCUCCUGGUCGCCUACUUCAUCCUGGCGCUCACCGUUCUCUCUGUCUGUGCCAUCGCCACCAAUGGAGCCGUGCGCGGGGGCGGAGCCUACUUCAUGAUCAGUCGGACCCUGGGCCCAGAGGUCGGGGGCAGCAUUGGCCUCAUGUUCUACCUUGCCAACGUGUGUGGCUGUGCCGUCUCCCUGCUGGGAUUGGUGGAGGCCGUGCUGGACGUCUUCGGGGCUGAUGCCGCGGGUGCCAGCGGGCUCCGGGUACUGCCACAGGGCUACGGCUGGAAUCUCCUGUAUGGCUCGCUACUGCUGGGCCUCGUGGGGGGUGUGUGCACCCUGGGGGCUGGCCUCUACGCCCGCGCCUCUUUCCUCACCUUCCUCCUGGUGUCCGGUUCCCUGGCCUCCGUGCUGGUCAGCUUUGUGGCUGUGGGGCCCAGAGAUGUCCCCUUGGCCCCUCGGCCCGGCUCCAACGGCUCCUCCCCGCUGCCCCAGUUCGGCCACUUCACCGGCUUCAAUAGCAGCACCCUGAAAGCCAACUUAUAUGCUGGCUACGCCAAGGACUACACCACGGGUGCCAUGAUGACGUUCGCCAGCGUCUUCGCCGUCCUCUUCAACGGUUGCACUGGCAUCAUGGCGGGGGCCAACAUGUCAGGGGAGCUCAAGGACCCCAGCCGGGCCAUCCCUCUGGGCACCAUCGUCGCCGUGGCCUACACCCUCUUCAUCUACACACUGCUCUUCUUCCUCUCUAGUUUCACGUGUGACAGGACCCUGCUUCAGGAGGACUAUGGCUUCUUCCGGGCCAUCAGCCUGUGGCCCCCGCUGGUGCUCAUUGGCGUGUAUGCCGCCUCGCUGUCGGCCUCCAUGAGCUCCCUCAUCGGCGCCUCCCGCAUUCUGCAUGCCCUGGCCCAGGACGAUCUCUUCGGAGUGAUCUUGGCGCCUGCGAAGGUGGUAUCCCGAGGCGGGAACCCGUGGGGGGCUGUGCUGUAUUCUUGGGGUCUCGUGCAGCUGGUGCUCCUGGCAGGGAAACUGAACACACUGGCUGCUGUGGUCACCGUCUUCUACCUGGUGGCCUAUGCUGCAGUGGACCUGUCUUGCCUGAGCUUGGAGUGGGCCUCGGCCCCCAACUUCCGCCCCACCUUCAGCCUGUUCUCCUGGCACACCUGCCUGCUGGGGGUGGCCUCCUGCCUGCUCAUGAUGUUCCUGAUCAGCCCUGGCGCGGCCGGCGGCUCCCUGCUCCUCAUGGGUCUGCUCUCGGCCCUGCUCACCGCCCGCGGCGGCCCCAGCAGCUGGGGCUACGUCAGCCAGGCCCUGCUCUUCCAUCAGGUGCGCAAGUACCUGCUCCGCCUGGACGUCCGGAAGGACCAUGUGAAGUUCUGGCGGCCACAGCUGCUGCUUCUGGUGGGCAACCCGCGGGGGGCUCUGCCUCUGCUGCGCCUGGCCAACCAGCUCAAGAAAGGGGGCCUCUAUGUGCUGGGCCACGUCACGCUGGGGGACCUUGACUAUCUGCCGUCGGACCCGGUGCAGCCGCAGUACGGGGCGUGGCUGAGCCUGGUGGACCGGGCCCAGGUGAAGGCCUUUGUGGACCUCACCCUCUCGCCCUCCGUGCGCCAGGGGGCCCAGCACCUGCUGCGGAUCUCAGGCCUUGGUGGCAUGAAGCCCAACACCUUGGUCCUGGGCUUCUACGAUGACGCCGCCCCCCAGGACCACUUCCUGAGCGACCCUGCCUUCUCAGAGGCUGCAGAUGGAGCCCGGGAGGGCGGGGUCCCGGCGCUCAGCACCCUGUUCCCACCACCCCGGGCCCCCGGGAGCCCCCGCGCGCUCAGUCCUCAGGACUACGUGGCCACGGUGGCCGACGCCCUCAAGAUGAACAAGAACGUGGUGCUGGCGCGGGCCUGUGGGGCGCUGCCCCCCGAGCGGCUGGGCCAGGGCUCCAGGGGCACGUCCACGCCGCACCACGUGGACGUGUGGCCCCUCAACCUCCUGCGACCGCGCGGCGGGCCGGGCUACGUGGACGUGUGCGGCCUCUUCCUGCUGCAGAUGGCGACCAUCCUGGGCAUGGUGCCCGCCUGGCACAGCGCCCGGCUCCGCAUCUUCUUGUGUCUGGGGCCGCGGGAGGCCCCCGGGGCGGCUGAGGGCCGGCUCCGGGCGCUGCUGAGUCAGCUGCGGAUCCGGGCCGAGGUGCAGGAGGUGCCGUGGGGCGACGCGGCGGCGCCAGAGGACGCCGACGACGAGGAAGGGGACUUCGUGAACGGCCGGCUCGGGGACGCCCAGGCCGAGGCGCUGGCGCUGAGCGCCAACGCGCUGCUCCGCGCGCAGCAGGGGCGCGGCCGGGCGGGCGCGGGGCCUGGCGGGCCCGAGGGCGGCCCCGGCCCGGAGGGGCCCGCCACGGCGCUCACCUUCCUCUACCUGCCGCGGCCGCCCGCCGACCCGGCCCGCUACCCGCGCUACCUGGCGCUCCUGGAGCUCCUGACCCGGGACCUGGGCCCCACGCUGCUCAUCCACGGCGUCACCCCCGUCACGUGCACGGACAUCUGAGGCCGCCCCCACGGGGCCAGGGGCAGCCCCCGGCCCGUGGACUGCAGGGAUCCCGCCCGCGGCCGCGCGGCCCGGCGGGGGCGGGGCGGGGGCCCCCUCCCGCCCUUCACCGGUGCCUUGCUGGGGGGGAGCCGGGGCUCCUCGGGUCGGGGCUACCUCGGGCUCCC